AUGUCCAUGACCCUCGAAGAUGCUGCCGUUGUUCGCCAACCCAAGCCCGUACCAAACACGCCAGAAAAUGUUCUCGAACAAUUCAGCAUGAAGGGAAAAGUCGUCGCCAUUACUGGAGCAUCAGACGGAAUUGGUUGGGCAGUUGCAGAGGCUAUCGCAGAAGCUGGCGGUGAUCUUGCUCUGUGGUACAACACGAACGAUGCAGCAAUCUCGAAAAGUGAACGAAUUGCAAAGAAGCAUGGCAUUCGCGCCAAAGCAUACCAAGUAGAGGUCUCAGAUCAUGAAGCCGUCAGACUUGGAGUCGAUGAGGUUGUAAAAGACUUUGGAAGACUGGAUGUUUUCGUCGCGAAUGCUGGUAUGGCCAUCUCAAAAGCCAUUACUGAGCAGACGAUCGAGGAGUACAGAAAGCAAAUGUCUGUGAACGUCGACGGUGUUGUGUUCUGUGCGAAGUACGCUGGAGCAGUAUUCAAGAGCCAAGGGUUCGGUAAUCUAAUCAUCACAUCGAGUAUCUCAGCUCACAUCGCCAACGUGCCUGUUGAUCAACCGAUCUACAACACAACCAAAGCUGCCGUGAACCAUCUGGGAAAGAGUUUGGCAAGGGAAUGGCGCGACUUUGCAAGAGUCAACAUUGUAUCACCAGGCUUCUUCGACACCAAGAUGGGUGCUUCACCUCUGUGCAUCAACGAGGCAUACCGUAUGACACCACUUGGACGCAUGGGAAAUGUCAAGGAGAUCAAGGGCUUGUUUUUGUACCUUGCUAGCGAUGCAUCGUCAUACCAGACCGGGAGCGACACUAUCAUCGAUGGUGGAUAUGUCCUUGUGUAG
Molecule: messenger RNA, 825 nt
Organism: Aureobasidium pullulans EXF-150
Lineage: Eukaryota; Fungi; Ascomycota; Dothideomycetes; Dothideales; Saccotheciaceae
Product: putative NADP-dependent mannitol dehydrogenase
Exons: 3
Coding region: 1-825 (274 amino acids)
Cellular component (GO): intracellular anatomical structure
Molecular function (GO): oxidoreductase activity, acting on NAD(P)H, oxygen as acceptor
Source: RefSeq, a predicted model, not a curated record